This is a messenger RNA of Neoarius graeffei (lesser salmon catfish), 3468 nucleotides long. RefSeq names its product alkB homolog 5, RNA demethylase (gene alkbh5). The record is from RefSeq and is a predicted model, not a curated record. Lineage: Eukaryota; Metazoa; Chordata; Actinopteri; Siluriformes; Ariidae. The coding region runs from base 789 to 1943 and encodes 384 amino acids. Gene Ontology annotation, cellular component: nucleus. The transcript has 4 exons. Gene Ontology annotation, molecular function: oxidative RNA demethylase activity. Gene Ontology annotation, biological process: mRNA export from nucleus; mRNA processing.
UACUGAAAACAGUUUACGGUAGGCGAGUUUACGCUGCUUUGUGCGCUGUUUUACGGCACCGGACUGAAAAUUCCGUUUCCAGGGAGUAACCUUAAAUCAGCGGGGUUUUAUCAUCAUCGUUAUUAUUAUUGCAAGAUGGAUUAGCGAUACCGCUUCAUCAGGCAGGAGAGAUCGGUGCAUUGUUGUUGUGUCGCUGUUUAGUUAGCAAAGCUAAUCAGUGUUCGGUCCGUUACCGAUAAAUAUCUCAUUAGCAGCAAACCGUAACUUUCAUUCUUUGGGAAAUAAUAUCGAGCCAAGAAUAUUUAAGUGUUUGGUGCAGAUACAUCCGUUUAAAACCCCAUCAGACUCGAGUUUCUUUUUUGUUUUGUUUUUUUAGUGUGCUUAGCUAACACUUUAGCAUACGCAGUUGGUCCACAGCGUGUCCUCAGUCACGUCGCGUAUGUUGCGUUCAAGUGCUGUCGGAAUUAUGGUUCAAUACGAAUCCCCAACCUAGAAGUUGCACACAAGUUAAUAGCACGACUUGAUAUUCACAGAGUACUCGGGCUUAGGAAAGUUUCCGUUUUAGAGGUCGAUCUUUUAUUUAUUUAUUUUUAAGUUUCAUGUAGUCACGGAUUAACUUUGUAUCUAAACGUUUGGGUUAUGCAUUUUUAGAGUGAAUUAGAAGUCUAUAACGUCUCGGUGCGCUUGAAGGAAAGGUCUUUUCUGUGAAUUAGAGAAUUGCAGGAGCGCUUGAAUGCUGCAUUAGUGUUGCUAGCGGACCGCUGAGGCGCGUGAACUAACAUGGGCACAUGAACGGCGCUUUUCGAAACAUUGCAGCGCAGGGACUCGACCACAUACACAACACAGAAACAAAACCGCGACCCAGAAUGUCUACGAGUGGUUUCACGGAUUUGCGCGACAAGCUGAAGUCGAUGACUCCGCACAGGGAGAACCAGAAAAUCACCAAAGUCUCCUCCGGGCUGAAGAAGCGCAAGCGCCGCGACUCCGGGGACGAGCACGAGCAGGCUGAGGAGGAGGCGCGCAAAGUGAGGAGCGGUAUUACCCAGGCGCGCGUGUUCACGCCUGAGGAGUGCGCGCGCAUCGAGGCGAAGAUCGACGAGGUGGUGCUGAAGGGGGACCGCGGGCUGUACCGGGAGCACACGGUGGACCGCGCGCCGCUGCGCAACAAGUACUUCUUCGGCGAAGGCUACACGUACGGCGCGCAGCUGGAGAAGCGCGGCCCCGGGCAGGAGCGCCUCUACUCCAAGGGGGAGGUGGAUGAGAUCCCGGCUUGGGUGCACGAGCUCGUGAUCGACCCCCUGGUGGCGCGCGGAAUCAUCCCGGAGGGCUUCGUGAACAGCGCCGUGAUCAACGACUACCAGCCCGGCGGCUGCAUCGUGUCCCACGUGGACCCCAUCCACAUCUUCGAGCGUCCCAUCGUGUCCGUGUCGUUCUUCAGCGACAGCGCGCUCUGCUUCGGCUGCAAGUUCCAGUUCAAGCCCAUCCGCGUGUCCGAGCCGGUGCUGUGCCUCCCUGUGCGCCGCGGCAGCGUCACUUUACUCAGCGGCUACGCUGCCGACGACAUCACACACUGCAUCCGGCCGCAGGACAUCAAGCAGCGCAGAGCGGUCAUCAUCCUCAGGAAGACGAGACCAAACGCACCUCGUCUGGACACGGGUUCUCUCAGCCCUUUCUCCAGUCCCACUUCAGAGAGACGGCACGUGCUGAAAACGAAGCGCUCACAUCGCAAAGCCGACCCAGAUGCUGCACACAGGCCUCGCAUAUUAGAGAUGGAUAAAGAACAGCACAGGCGUUCACUCCUCCUCCAGCAGAGUCGUCACGGCAACGACGAUGACGACGGUGCCUCAGAGAACUCCUGGAGGAGAGUGGUGAACACGUCGUCGUACCCGUCACACUCUGAACACACGUCAUCAUUUCGCCGAGUGAAGAUGAGACGCCACUGAAGACCUCGGAUCAUUAACAAUCGACUGUUAGUAAAAACCGUAACGUUAGACACGUUCUAAACGUCAGCGUAGAGAAUCCAUCAGGCUACCGGUGAGGAGAGAGUGGCAUCAGCUUACUGCGGGUUCGUUCUUAUUUAUAUGUUUUUUUUUUUUUGUAAGAAGGGGUGUGAAUAGAGCAAGUUUUAGUUUUAGACCUCAUUACGGACGUCUUAUAGCAGCGUUACGAACAAACCUCUGCAGUCACACAAUCAAAAGAAAUUCUGUUUUGUUUAAGGAUUUAAAUAUUCCCUUUUGGUCUGCUUUAUGCUGUUUUUCAAUUUCUGGCACCUUAAUAUGAAAUUCUUGAACUGACGUCUCCUUUUUUUUUUUUUUUUCCCCCUUUAGUAGAAUCGUUAUCUACUUGCAAAGGAAUUAUACGUGUUUUGAAGAUUUCCAAGAUGAUUCAUAAGCCGUUGUGUGCAUGCGAGUGAUUUAUUUUUUUUAAGGGAUGCAUCGAUACCGAUGAUAUAGGAUAUUUUGAACUUUUAGAAUUUUCUGCAGCCAAGACUAGAAUACUACUUGACGCUACAUGAUACGAGCUUAGCGAUCUGGACGUAUUUCGCGGUUAAUGAUCAAACAGAGCAGAAAAUAUCACCAUGUCUUCCUACAACACAAGUGACCUGAUUUAAAACAUCUGUAUGGCGUUGAAACGGCAGCAUCAGCAAGCAUGCCGGUUUAUUUAAAAAAAAAAAAAAGAGCGCAAGGUGCUGCGAGUUACACGCAGCACAAACUGAUCAUACAGAGAAACCGAGCACUUCACUACGACGUCUGCGAGCACUGAGGCACGCCCACUUCCUUUUCCUUUACUCAUCACAAGCUGUACUUUCAUCAGCACCUUGCGCACUACUUUUUUUUUUUUUUUCCUUUAAAUGACCACGAGUACCAAAGAAACGUACUUGAUCUGAUAAAGGUAUCGCUGCAUCCCUGGUUGAGUUGAACAGUGGAGUAGAAAUACAGCAAACCUUCAGGCUCAAAUAGGAAUAAUUCUUUAAUAUGGUCCAUACGGACAUGUGCAAAAAAAAAUCUGUUAAAUGAUCAUUUUUGCGUGGAUUUUUUUUUUUUUUUUUUUUGAAAGACGAAGGACCCUUUUUUUUUUUUUUUUUUAGUUUGUAGGUUUUCAGAUAUUCUUCUAUUUCUGGAUGACUUUUGGAAGUAGAAAGAAACAUCGGAUAUAAGGAUUAGACACUCGUACGAAUCUUCGCGCUCAAUGGUUAAAUCAGUAUUCAGAUAGACCAAGACAUUUAAGUAUUUAAUUUGUUCUGUUGGGGGUGGCAUUCAGGGUGAGCUGUGUAAAGCUACAGUGGACGUUAAACCCGCAAGUUUGAGUUGAAUUUCUUCAUGCCUGUAACGAAAUUCUAUUUUGAAAAAUGAAUUGAACGGUUGUCAUGUGGUUUACUGUAAUGAUAAAUGGGUAUUUUUGCAUUAAAGAUGUACAGGCCUGAAAAGAAAUUAAAAUGAGUUUUAAAAAAGAUGCUGGAUGUGCAGU